UCGUUCCUGACGCAAAUAUUGCACUAUAAAUGCACCAUAUUGCUUUACAUUUUUAUUUUUCUGAAUUCCUUGCUACAGUCUGAAACCUGAAAAUCCUUAAUCCAGCACGAUCUUUUACAUUCUACGGGUAUUUGUUGAGAUUUUUUAAUUAGUUUUAGUAUUACUCAAGCUACGGAAUUGUUCUCAUUGUUGACUGGGACUGCAGAGACCAAGUUAUUUUGGAUACGUAUAUUAUGUCAUAUGUGCAAUGGCUAGCAAUAAAAGACCUUCCGCGAUUCCAACCAACAACGAAUUCCUAGUGGGGUCUCAUUGCUUCUUGGAACAAUGCACAAAACUGGAUUUCCUUCCCUUUCCAUGUGAUAAAUGCCAUGAGACAUUUUGUCUCGAUCACCGACUGCCUUCGUCUCACAACUGCACCGCCGUCAGUGUUGCCACUGCCGAGGAAUCUCCUUCCCUUCCACCCGUGCCUCCGUGUUCACUUGCGACAUGUGCGGACUCGGGUAUCAUGCGAACCCAGUGCGAGCAGUGCCAGCAGACUUUCUGCCUGCCCCAUCGUCAUGGUGAAGACCAUAACUGCCCUGGCUCAAGGGCGCAUCUGACGAAGACCAACGCUGUGCCGUUUCAUUUGCCUGAAACCGUCAUCAAACCUGUUCAGCCUCCUGCCGCCAGAGCAAUUAAGGCACAAAACCCCACCGCCAUUAAAUUACGACGGAUGAAACUCAAAGCCAGUGCUACGGGGGAGAAAGGCAUCCCGGAAGAUGAGCGAGUGUUUGUGGAGGUGUUUCUGCUCGACGGAACAUCACGGCCUGUUUAUCUCCACAAACAGUGGUCGGUCGGACGGGCUGUGGAUGGGUUAAAGCGAUGUCUGGGGUUGGACGCGAAGUAUGACGAAACAGGGAUCCGUCAGAAAGAUGCAGACUUCGAAAUUUUGUCUUCGACCGUUGUUGCGGAAGCCGUCUCCGAUGGCAUGACAUUGGAGUUGUAUCGGAAGACUUCGAACUGAUUUUAAAAUUCACAGUUCUCACCAUUAACACUGUGAAUUACUGAAAUGGGCUUUCAAGAGGGUGAUGUCUUCCUGCUCCUGGACUGUAGCAGAUUGGAUGAAAAUCAUAAACGCACGAUAAAACAAUUCACCCUGACUGUAGCACUCGUAGAGCGAGUGCGAAGAGUUUUUGCCGGGAAGUUUGUUAAGGCUGCUAUUCAGCUAUUGAUCAACUUUUUUUACAACCGAUUUGCACUGUUUACAGAUACGUAUGUGUUUAUGAUUUCCGAAAAUCUCCGAUCCGAUCGAGAUGCGCGUUUCUUGAACCACUGUGCGUGGCUAAUAAUUUUUCGAAAUUCCUACGAGCGAAUGGGACCGGUGCACCGUCCGGCCUGUGAUCCGAUUAUUUCAAGGUUUUUUUAGUCAGAAAUAAAUAGAUUCGUCGAAUU
Paramacrobiotus metropolitanus is the source of this 1431-nucleotide messenger RNA. RefSeq names its product AN1-type zinc finger protein 1-like. The coding region runs from base 248 to 1003 and encodes 251 amino acids. Lineage: Eukaryota; Metazoa; Tardigrada; Eutardigrada; Parachela; Macrobiotidae. The record is from RefSeq and is a predicted model, not a curated record. Gene Ontology annotation, molecular function: zinc ion binding. Gene Ontology annotation, cellular component: cytoplasm. The transcript has a single exon.